Indicator indicator is the source of this 2098-nucleotide messenger RNA. RefSeq names its product ubiquitin conjugating enzyme E2 J2 (gene UBE2J2). The transcript has 8 exons. Lineage: Eukaryota; Metazoa; Chordata; Aves; Piciformes; Indicatoridae. The coding region runs from base 175 to 996 and encodes 273 amino acids. The record is from RefSeq and is a predicted model, not a curated record.
UGGGACCCGCGGUCGCGCCGCAGAGGGGAGGUCGCUCUGCACUACCCUGCCCGCUUUUUCUUUCUUUUCCCCUUCCGUUCUCCUUUUUUCCCCUCCUACCCUCCCUCUCUGGGUCUCCGGCUGCGGGCAGGUGGCGCGUCCCGGCGGUGGAGGGGCCUGCGCUAGCAGGGAGAGAUGAGCAACAACAGUAACAAGAGAGCACCAACAACAGCAACCCAGAGACUGAAACAAGACUACCUUCGAAUUAAGAAAGACCCAGUGCCUUACAUCUGUGCAGAGCCCCUCCCCUCCAAUAUCCUUGAAUGGCACUAUGUUGUACGGGGACCUGAAAUGACUCCUUAUGAAGGUGGCUAUUACCAUGGGAAACUAAUAUUCCCUAGAGAAUUUCCUUUUAAACCUCCUAGCAUUUAUAUGAUUACACCAAAUGGAAGGUUUAAGUGUAACACAAGGUUGUGUCUUUCAAUCACUGAUUUCCACCCAGACACAUGGAAUCCAGCUUGGUCAGUCUCAACAAUCUUGACAGGCCUGCUUAGUUUUAUGGUGGAGAAGGGCCCCACACUGGGCAGCAUAGAGACAUCAGAAUUCACAAAAAGACAGCUCGCUGCACAGAGCUUAACAUACAAUUUAAAAGACAAAGUCUUCUGCGAGCUCUUCCCUGAAGUGGUGGAGGAGAUGAAGCAAAAACAGAAAGCACAAGAAGAGCUCAACAACAGACCUCCUUCCCUCCCUUUACCAGAUGUUGUCCCUGAUGGGGAAGCACACUACGGUCAGAAUGGAAUCCCCCUCCUCAAUGGGCACGUCCCCUUGGCACCUGCCAACCACCCUGGGCUCCACCAGGCCAACCGUAACCACGGACUCUUAGGCGGAGCUUUGGCGAACUUGUUCGUUAUAGUUGGUUUUGCAGCCUUUGCCUACACAGUCAAUGGGAUGCCCUCAUCCAGUAUUGGUUUGGAUUUGCUGGCUCACAGGUUGCCAUUUUGGGAGCUGCUCUGUUGAAAGCUGUAAUACUGAAUUUUGCUCACAAGGUGCCACUGUUGAAAAAGACAAAAACCCAACAAUAAAACUGCACAUACCAAUGGUGAGUGGAUUGUGUAUUCAGAAAGUCUUCCCUGGGUUUCAUGGGCUUUGGUAAAGGGAGUGACCCCAGCCCCUAGCCCUUGUGAAGUCAAAAUGAGUCUGGAUAAGACCCAGCUCCUUUGGAGUCAACUGCAUUAAUCUGAAGCAAACCCUUCAAAGUAGUUCCACUUGCUGACUUGAAGCUUUGCAGAAACUCUUAAAACCAACAACCACAAGCCCCCCAAACCCUUCUGAUCCAUCUCAGAUUGUAGAAGCUUCUUUCUUUUAGGUGUAAGUUCAUCACUGUUCCCCUCCAGAUGAUUGAUGUUUGCUGAUGGGUUGUGGCUAAAUGCUAAAGCUCCAAGGGUAGUUCCAUAGGCUGCCUGCAGUUACUUUGAGCUGCUUGGAUUUUUCUCACCUCCCUGCUUCAUUUUAUCCAAAUGCUUUGUUUCUUCAGAGGCAAAUUUAACUGUGCCUUCCAUAAUUAACAGUGAUGCCUUUAAUUGACAGUCAUCUGGGGAAGAACGUGCUCACUGUUAAUGGGGAACAAACUGAGGUGCCAGCAGGGUAAACACCUCUGCAUCCCACUUGAUUGUGAAAGCCCCAAUAAAUAUUACCUCCUGUGUCUAAGGAUGUUUGCAGACCAAUUUCCUUUUCCCUUUUCAAUUUGUUCUCUCUUCUUCUUAUCUUGGAUUGUAAACAAAGCUGUUGUUAACCCAGGAGCCCUGCAGCUUAGAGCGUCAAUAAACGUGACCAAACCUCUGCCAUAGUUACCAAAGCCAGCAGGACAGCUCUAAAGAAACCUCAAACCAGUCCUGAGGGAAGGAAGGAAAGGGUGUAGGGCUGCAGUUUGGAACAGGCUGGCUUUUAAACUAUUUAUAAAUCAUUUAUUGUUUUUGUUGGUUUCACCAAAUCUUAUUUAUAUUCUUCAAAAAAAAAAAAUGUACCUCUGGUUCAUGCUUCAGCAGCUCUUGUAAACAGAGAAGCACCCCUUGGAUCUAGCUGCAAACGAUGUUCUGUCAGGCUGGGGGUGUACUGGAAA